Messenger RNA from Chelmon rostratus (copperband butterflyfish), 681 nucleotides. It is a transcript of the gene fgf8b, whose product is annotated as fibroblast growth factor 8 b. Bases 1 to 681 code for a protein of 226 amino acids. Lineage: Eukaryota; Metazoa; Chordata; Actinopteri; Chaetodontiformes; Chaetodontidae. The record is from RefSeq and is a predicted model, not a curated record. Gene Ontology annotation, biological process: positive regulation of cell population proliferation; dorsal/ventral pattern formation; limb morphogenesis. Gene Ontology annotation, cellular component: cytoplasm. The transcript has 5 exons. Gene Ontology annotation, molecular function: type 2 fibroblast growth factor receptor binding; type 1 fibroblast growth factor receptor binding; growth factor activity.
AUGAAGCAAUAUUUGAACUAUUACAAGAUGAGACUGAGAACAUCGAGGUUAGGUUAUCUGUUAAUUCAGUUCACGGCGCUUUGCUUUUACGCACAGAACACUGUGCAGUCUCCUCCUAAUUUCAAGCACCAUGUCACCGAGCAGAGCCGGCUGUCGGACCGGAUGAGCCGCAGGUUGACGCGGACCUACCAGCUGUACAGCCGCACCAGCGGGAAACACGUCCAGGUCCUGGCCAACAAGAGGGUCAACGCCAACGGGGACGACGGAGCGGUGCACGCUAAACUGGAGGUGGAGACGGACUCUUUUGGAAGUCGUAUCCGUAUUAAAGGGGUGAAGACAGGAUACUACAUAUGUAUGAACAAGAGGGGGAAGCUGAUCGGCAAGCGGAAAGGACGAGGCAAAGACUGCAUCUUCACUGAGAUUGUUCUGGAAAACAACUACACGGCGCUCCAGAACGCCAAGUACGAGGGCUGGUACAUGGCUUUCACACGCAAGGGCCGCCCGAGGAAGGCCUCCAAGACCAAGCAGCACCAGAGGGAGGCCCACUUCAUGAAGCGUCUACCCAGGGGGCACUUGCUGAGCGAGAGGAGACCGUUUGAUGUCCUUCCUCUUGCCGUCCCCGCGCACCCUUUGAGCAAGCGGACUAAACAUUCCCAUCACCAGCGCUCAGGGGGCCGCUGA